UCCCUUUCUGCAAAAGCAACUCCCUAAAACUCAUCCUUUGGAACUCAAGAAGCGAUAAUUUGAACUCAAAUUGUUCCCUUUCUGCAAAAGCAAUUACUUAACUCAUCCUUUCAUCCAUUCCCAAAUAUUGUAGCUGUACUACUAUUCAAUAACCUCUUGGGUUUUCAGUAUAUUAUUAUAUAUUACUCGGGGACAGCACAUCAAGUUGCGGCUGGUUACCCAAUCACCAAGUCUCAACAGCUUCUCAAGCAAAUAAAGCGUAUAGGUGAAGAAUGACGAGAAAUCCACAAUCCAUGACCAUGUCAGCUAUAACUAAAGCCUUGAUGAAGAUCAUGUUAUUGAAAACCCAACUAAUCACAGAAAUAUGGAGUUCCAUAAGGAGUACCUGGAUUUGAUUCUGGUCCCUUGUGGAUUGCUCAUCAUGUUUGCCUACCACCUCUUUUUGCUUUACAGAUACCUACACAGACCCCACACUACGACCAAGGGCUUCGAGGACUAUGACAAGAGAGCUUGGGUUGAGAGAAUCAUGCAGGCAAGUACUUACCUUGAUCCUUCUCUUUUCUUCUCCGUUCCUUUGAUUCAAUCCAACCCCUUGACGCUUUCUUGCUCGUGUAAUGACCAGGCCGAUAAUAGAGACAUAACCACAGCUCUCUCAGUCAUUCAAUCAAACAUCACGGCUGCAACCUUCAUGGCUUCCGUGUCCCUGACGGUUUGCUCUCUUAUAGGAGCUUGGAUCUCCAAUGGCUCCAACAAAUUCUUCCAGAGUGAUUUAAUCUAUGGCGACAUAAACCCUACCUCCAUUUCCAUCAAGUACAUUUGCCUGUUAAUCUGCUUCCUCCUCGCUUUCUCGUGCUUCGUUCAAUCUAUAAGGCACUUCGUUCAUGCGACAUAUCUGAUAAGCACACCGGAUUGCCGCAUACCAGUGAGCAGCGUGGAGACUGCAGUGAUAAGAGGAGACCAUUUCUGGUCACUUGGUCUUCGGGCACUUUAUUUUGCUCUUGAUCUUCUGCUCUGGUUUUUUGGGCCGAUUCCCAUGUUUGUUUCUUCGCUGGUCAUGGUGAUCAUACUUCAUGCUGUGGACUCUAAUUCCAGGCCAUUGCAUAACACUCGCGCUCAAGGAAGCGAGCUUCAGAAAGCCAAGUUGCAGGGUUAUGCUGAAAUUAAGAAAUAACCAUCAACCUUUGACUUGAAUGUAAAUACACCUCGCUGAAAAUAUUGCUUGGAACAGACGAUCAUGAUUUCAGAAAGAAGCAUGAAAUUGUAUGUUACCGAGAAGGAAAUGAAAUUUGACAGCGUUCAAUUUUU
This is a messenger RNA of Neltuma alba, 1305 nucleotides long. RefSeq lists its product as uncharacterized. The record is from RefSeq and is a predicted model, not a curated record. The transcript has a single exon. The coding region runs from base 365 to 1171 and encodes 268 amino acids. NCBI's taxonomy places the organism in Eukaryota, Viridiplantae, Streptophyta, Magnoliopsida, Fabales, Fabaceae.